Messenger RNA from Melanaphis sacchari, 585 nucleotides. Its product is annotated as protein ALP1-like. Lineage: Eukaryota; Metazoa; Arthropoda; Insecta; Hemiptera; Aphididae. The coding region runs from base 1 to 585 and encodes 194 amino acids. The record is from RefSeq and is a predicted model, not a curated record. The transcript has a single exon.
AUGGCUGUAGUAGAUGCAGAGUAUAGUUUUAUUUCAAUCGAUGUCGGUUCAUAUGGUAAGGAGAGUGAUUCCACAAUUUUCAAAAACUGUCCAUUCGGAAAAAAAUUAUACGCCGGACUAUUAAAUCUACCAGCGCCUGUUGUUCUUCCAAAUACAGAUAAUUUUCCGCAGCCUUUCGUGGUAAUUGGAGAUGAAGCUUUCGGACUACACAAAAACCUUUUAAGACCAUACCCCGGACGAGGUCUCACCCAAAAAAGAAAAAUUUUUAACUACCGUUUAUCAAGAGCUCGAAGAUACGUAGAAUGCGCUUUCGGAAUACUCGCAAAUAAAUGGCGUGUUCUACACACUGCUCUCCUAGUUGAACCAGAUUUUGCAGACGAUAUAACAAAAGCAUGCUGUAUUUUACACAAUUAUGUUAGACGGAGGGACGGUUAUAACUUCGAAGAUACCCUAUCAAACUAUUUGGAAGACAUCGAAAAUGAAAAUAAUUCUGGAGCUCGUCAACAAGGCAUAGAUGUUCGAGAAUAUUUUGCUGAAUAUUUUAUGGGAGCAGGAGCAGUUCCAUUUCAAUAUCGAUAUAUAUAG